Trichobilharzia szidati is the source of this 1996-nucleotide messenger RNA. Lineage: Eukaryota; Metazoa; Platyhelminthes; Trematoda; Strigeidida; Schistosomatidae. The record is from the annotation of a GenBank genome assembly.
CGGUUCCUUGCUUUCUGUUAAGCAUUGUGUAUUGUACUCUUGAAACCGUUAAGUACCGUAGAAACAGUGACCGGCUUCUUGUUUGUUCUGGACCGGGAUAGCCUAUAUCUACGCGUGACUUAAUUUCAAGCGAUAUUGCGCUUACAGUACUUAACGUAUAGAGUUAAAGUUUGCCGGAUCAGCCCUUGACGGAAGAGACCGUACUGAACUGGUCAGUACUUAACGAUCAAAGCCGGAAAAGACCGUACUGAACUGGUCAGUACUGAACGCCUUGACGGAAUAGACCGUACUGAACUGGUCAGUACUUAACGUAUAGAGUUAAAGUUUGCCGGAUCAGCCCUUGACGGAAGAGACCGUACUGAACUGGUCAGUACUGAACGCCUUGACGGAAUAGACCGUACUGAACUGGUCAGUACUUAACGUAUAGAGUUAAAGUUUGCCGGAUCAACCCUUGACGGGAAAGACCGUACUGAACUGGUCAGUACUUAUCGCCUUGACGGAAAGGACCUUACUGAACUGGUCAGUACUCAACGUUCAUCCAGAAGAAACUUUGGUGAAUUGGCAGCACGCAACGUUGUUGAAAAUAAAUUUUUUUUUGGAACGAUGCAAACCAGAUCAGGGAAGCAAAUUUUGGAGCAGCAGUUGGAGAGUCGGCAAGUCCUCGUUUGCAUAAAUGAUCAUGUUGAUAACCUUUCGUGCCCCGGCUCUCAUGUCAGUAGUUCGAAACCAUCAUUAUCGCGAGUAACUAGUGCUAAGUCGUCGCUACUAAGGGCGCAGCUAAAGGAGAAACAGCUUCGAGAGGAGUUAGAGUUAGAGAAAAAGUUGCUAAAGGCUAGACAUGAUGUCGAAAUGGCCGAGCUGCUUGUGAAGUUAGCCGUGGACGACAAACGGAAAAUUGGAAAUACGAAAAGAGACACUGUCAACUACGCUCGAAUCAGCGAAGAGAGUAUCAAAGACGACAUCAGAAGGCCAUAUGAAGCUGAGUUUAGGGAUACUGAAGAAAGCGAACACUCAUUUUCUAUCGAAGAUCCUAAGGCAAUCGAGUUGGUUACUCAAAGCACCGUCUUAGAAAAGGGGCAUUACAUCAUUUCCUUGCCAUGGAAAGAUCCAGCAAAGGUAACGGACAAUAAUUAUGUGGUUGCCAUAAAUCGGCUACUCAGUCUGAAAUGGAGGUUAUCACGUGACAAGAACCUUUCAGCACGAUAUGUGGAUGGGAUAAAUGCGAUGUUAAAAAAUGGUUAUGCCCUUCCGGUACCCCUAGAGCAGCUAGCAGCCAACUAUCGCCCGAGGUGGUAUCUUCCACAUCAUCCCGUAAAGAAACCGAAAAAGCCAGAUAAACUGAGAAUAGUUCUAGAUUGCGCCGCAACCUUUAGAGGCUAUUCUUUGAACGAUAAGCUAUAUGAAGGACCUGAUACGAUUACGGAGCUUGUUGGUGUUCUGUUGCGCUUUCGAGAAAAGCCUAUUGCUGUAGUCGCGGACAUAGCUGAUAUGUUUAUGCAAGUGAAGGUGCCACUAAUCGAUCGACGAGCAUUACUAUUUCUGUGGUGGAAAAAUGGUUUUCUAGACGAAGAGCCGCAGGAGUUUCAGAUGACAGCAUCCGUUCGGGUUAACUUCAUCACCCUUCUGUGUGAACUUCGCGUUGAGAAAGGCAGUAGAGGGCUUUGGUUGCUUAUAUCCGGAAACAGUAAGAGAGCUGGGCACGAGGGUUAUACGGUGUAACAUGAUUCAUAAAAUCCUAGUCGGAUUUUGGGGGCCGGUGUAAGAUGAAUUCCAUUCCCAUCCUUAAAUCAAGUCAACCUGUCCCGGAUCAGCCUAGCAUUAUUGCAACACAAUUAUCCAUGCCCAACGUGUCUAUCCCACCUUGCUUAAUUAACUGUGUAUGUGUGUUUUUACUUCGAUCCUUUUAGUCAGACACUUGAACUCAUGACCCAAUCAGAGUAUUUUUGUGAACUGUUAUUUUGCUGCCCCAUGUCUUAUUUUGUACUAUUCUGUUGAG